AGUAUAUUUCAUAUAUGUUUGAGCAUCAAGUUCCAGUGAACAAUAGUUGCUGCCAGUGUCAUGCGUACCUAGAGAUGUCAACAGACACACGUGAUCUCGUGUUGGUUAGAACGCCUCAGGGACCCUUGUUUGCAUCCUGUGGGGCUGAGCUGAGCAGCCUGACGCUCCCCUUCUACUCAUACUGCCGUGUUCCCAUCUUUCAGACUUCAUUCCACUGAAAUUUCUUCCAACACUCUGGCGAUGUAGAGCUGAGACGUACUUACUCGUUCUACAUACCUCCGUCUGAAUCUUCAACCUCUUCCGAAGCCUGGUCUCCACCUCGCCUCAUGUUAGUCACUAGCCGUAGCUGCAAGCCAUACAAGCUUUCUAGGCAGAUCUGAGGCUGUCGAUAUGGAGCCACUUGCUGCCAUAGGGGCAGUAGCUUCUAUUUGCCAACUAGCCAAUGCUGCCUUAUCGCUUUCAAAAAUACUUUACUCUCUGGGCUCAGCUAUUGGCUCUGCAUCAGAAGAUGUCCAAAUUCUGGCUGCGGACCUCAAAACGUUCUCUCAGUCCUUGACGCUCCUUUCACGGCUACUAGAGGAUAGCAAGUCCUGGUAUUCCGACGAUAUAUACCUUCUGACAGCCAAAAUCAUCAAAGAUUGCGCCGAAUUAUAUGUCAAGAUCGAGAAGAUUCUGGUCAAGUUGGGAGCCAAUGGCAAGAGUAACUGGAAGUUGCGAGUCAAGUUUGUCUACAAAGAAAGCGAGAUCAAGAAGUUGCUCAAGAGGCUGCGGGAUAUGAAAGGCACUUUAGCGACUAUUCUGAUGAGUCUUCAAGUUGAUCUCCAGCUGUCAUUACUAAAUCUGUCGAGCUCUAGCAGCCUAAGCUCAGGCGAAGGCCGAGAUGUCCCAGACAUCUCGCUGCAGCCUGAAACUCUUCAGACUCUGAAAGAUGCACAGAAAGCUGUUGAGUCGGGAGGCUUCAUGACGAAGUACACUGUAGAAACCAAGCAAGUUGUUGAGCUCUCAGAAAAAGAAGUGCGUGUUUCCACCACUCACCACGAAGAGGUCAAACAACAUCCAAGAGCGACAGCAGGGUUCCUUUCAAGGUCUGCUGCUUCAGAAAACCGUACUCCAAUCGCUCAGACCGAUAUUAGUUCGGAAUAUCCUGAUCUCGUCCCGCACCAAGCCACGAAUGCUUCCGUGAUGCCACAGAGCUUCAUGAUGAUCCCGCCAGACUCUACAGAUAUGCAAAAUGUAUUUGCAGUAAAAAACGUCUCGAGAACGAUGGCCAAAGAGAAGAGUUCCCAGAUUAGGGAACGAAAUGCUACAGACCCAGUCCAGGCCGCACAAGUUAUACGGUCUCCUGUCGACACUGACAAGAGAAGCGUCAAAUCAUCUUCUUCGGUAGAGAGUUUCAAGAGUGCCAAAUCAAUCCAAGAAGAAGACGUGGAGAAAGCGCGAAAGAUCCAAGCUGUUCAAAGAGUGAUGCACGCGUUUCGGAGUUCUCUUGAGGUUCUGAAUAGCCUUAUCGAAAGACGAAUCGAGGAUAAGAGAUGGGACCUGUAUACCUCAGCAACUCAUCUGAAAGGCUGCUUGGUCGAUGGCCGAGAACACAUCGAUCGUCGCAACAUCAGUCACUUCAAACAAUAUGGCAAAGACUAUGUGUAUUUAUUCGAAAGAAAACAUUCAACGGAAGUUGAGCGCUUCGGCUCCCUCUUAAUGCAGGAUGUUGGCAUCAAAUUGCACGAAUAUACUUCGGAGUAUGAAGAGCUUGAAAACCAUUGCUUCGAGUUGCUUGCAACUUCCACCGCAAACAUAGAACGUCAGGUUAUUGACUAUCUUGACAUCAUGGCCAACUUGGCAAGCAAGAUUGUACACAACCCUCGUACCACUUUGGGUACCAGCUUCACCGGCUACACAUACUAUAACCGUUCCAGCGACUAUAAACCGCCUCCACCAAAGCCACUACCUCCACCACCAACUCGAUGGCAAUAUACCAGGAUUCUACCCGAACCACAAAUGCAAGAUACCGCCAUUGCUCCCAUGUCCCCAUCUUUUAGUCCGACUUCCCCAUGCUACUCCCCGACUUCUCCUAAAUUCCAUUCAGCUUCUCCAGGGUUUUCCCCAGCAUCUCCAAGCUACAGUUCUGCUUCUCCUGCUAUUCCGCAGUUCGGGUGUGCGUCUGAAGAACUCACCAGUCUCAAACGUGAAUCGCUAGACGGUGGGUCGAUAGCGAAUUAUUACAAUUCACCGGAACUUCCUCCAAUGCUACCACAGACAACCCCAGCAGAAAGUCCUGGUUCAUCGCCACUUCGCUAUUCCAAAAACACCAUUGGAUCAGGAGACACAAAUACCUUCACGAUUCCUUCUGGUGUGAGUAGAGACACCAAGAUUGACAAUCCACCAUCACUGCUUCUGAAGCGUGGUCCACAUCCCAGCGACUACGCUCCUCGCCCUUAUCGUCGCCCGCCACCUUUAGAAGCUGCUGGACCUCACCCUUCCAUCACUCGCCCUCAGAGCUUUCAUCACCAGCCGCCAAUUUUCCCAUCCCUGCAAUGUAACAGCGACCAAACACCUCUGUUAGAUUCGCCCCACAUCAAAACACCAGGUCAGCAUCGGCCACCAAACUCAAGAGAUCUACCACCUAUCUCACUUCCAAUGACCCAGCGGCGUAAUGGCCGAUCUGCCACGAGCAGCACCCCUGCUCGCCCCAUUCCUAGUCUUCGGCAAGAUGCAGCUAGAGCCGGUAACUCUGAUGAUACCCUUUUUGAAAUGGACUUCGCAAAACCAAGCACUAGUGAUACUGGGGAGCUCAUGGAUUUCGAUUUCGAUUCGUUUCUCAGUGAAGAUGCUGAUACGCCUUUCGAUUUUGGAGAGCCCUCGACCUGUUUGCCACCUGGAACUGGCCGCAAAUCUGCUUUUAAAGAGGAAAUAAUGGAAUCUGAUUUGCUGUUGUCGGGUGCCUCGCCAGAUACAUAUUCGUUGUCCACAGUGCACCCAAAGCUCCCGACCCCGACGAAUGUUUGGUGGUCAUCAUUCCGGGGGAAUGCCGGUCAAAGGCCAGACUCGAGACCAGAAGCAGACGGCGUGUCUCAUGGAGAGGAGAACGAAGACGUCGACCUCAGUGUAAAUAGCGUGAACUUUAUCAAACUAUCAGCGGCAAAUGGUCUCAGUGAGUCACAAUUUGGCAGAAAGAGACGGCGUGAAGGAAGUACAGCUGUCCCAAGCCCACCACUUCAACGUCCAGUGGUCUCAUCUCCUAACAAGAACAUACAUAUGAAGGAGCGCUUAGAACAACGCAAUUCAAGCACGGCCAAGCCUCAGUCUCCGCAUCUCAACACCCACAUCAGCCAUGACUUGCCGACUACUCUACCCGAUAUCAAGCGCGGAUCGGAAGAUGCUGCAGCUGAAGAUGGAUCAGCGCAGACAACACAGGAAAAGAGACAGAACGAUAUUCUCGCCAAGAGGGAGAAGCUCCGCCAACUGAGAGUGGCCCGAGAAGCAAGGGACGAGGCAUCGGCAGACAGAAAUACGCUCAUUGACCUCGUAUCUGCACAGAAAGCACCAGCUGGAAAGGGUCCAAAUAGGACUGCCAGUACGGACUCAACUAACAAUUCUGGCCACCGUACUGUGAAUGCGAAUCAUACGCUACAAGAUUACCAAAUGCAACUCAUGCUGCUUGAGCAGCAGAACAAGAAGAGACGGAUGAUGGCCCAACAAGAGAGGGACAACACGAUGCACUUAAGUCGCGGAACUGUGACUGCUUCUACCGACCCGACAUCAUCUUCGGUCUCCACCAUUGAACCUCAAAACCGUUCAAGUGAGUCUUCUCUGCCAAUCAGAGAGAAUGCAAAUGUAUUAGGCUCCGCUUCGGAGCUUUCGCAGUCACCGAGCGUCAUAUCAGCAGAUCGCCUACGUCUCGACUAUCAAGAACAUUUAGCCAAGACUAGGCAGAACCAAGAGCAGCAUACUAAUGAUCGACUCUUGAUGUCUAAAAAUGAAGAAACCGCUGAUGAGGCAGUGACCAUCUUGCUUCAAUUGGACCCGAGUCGCAAGUCCAAGCACCCUGUAAGAACCACAGAAGUAGACAAGAAAGCAUUGCAGGACUAUCAAAUGUCGCUUAUGAAUCUGACUUGCGGUAAUCCGAAGAGGCGUAUGAUGUAUCGUGCAGAUGGAAAGAUUGCUGGGAUCGGAGCAGCACCUGCACAAACUAGUGAUCCUGUCAUUCAAAACGAUAAGCUCGAGAGCUGCGGUACUUGCGGUGGGAUCGCUCAUCACGCAAAGGAUUGCGCCGCGUACCGACGAUCAAAAGCGAUAGCGACAGUUGGAAUAGCAUCAACCGCUGCUGCAGCGCCCCAAGGGCCAGCUCGUUUCGACCACGUCAUGCAUGAUGCUCUGCAGGAUUUUGACUUCGACUCCUUUCUUCACCAUGACGAAAGCUCAAACGCAUUCAACUUCGAUCCUGUCGUUUUAUCAGAUCACAGUCCACCGCAACCGAGUACUGGUACCUCAAACGAGCCACCCGAGCCCGAACCGCCUACUACUGGACCUUCUAUGACGGUGGAUGCUGGGAACAAUGACAACGACGACAAGCCUCUUUUCGUCAACGCGAAACAGUUCCACAGAUUGCUCAAACGCCGGGAGGCGAGACAGAGGCUUGAAGAGCAGAUAGCAUCUCACGCUUCUAGGUCUCACAAUACAGACAAUAACAAACCAUCUAAGGAGUCUCAAGAUACACGUGUUGCUAUUUCCGAUAAGUCGACUCUCGAGAAGGGUCGAAGCACGAAAUCGGAUGAUGGCGCGUUUCUGGCACCGCCAACUCCCCUGGACUCCAAUCCCAACAACGCGGAAGACGUCGAACUGGCAUGGUCGCAUCCAAUGCUGACACCCGCCCAAACCAGUCGUCUUUGGUGGCAAACAUAUAUCUCCUUCACGGCAGUGUCUUCCCGAAAGUCCCCCGUAUUUGCGAAUCUCAGUUCUGCUCUUCAUUCCGAGUUGGGCUUCUCCGCAUUAUCAUAUGCUUCUGAUGAGGAUAUCUGCAAGCGGAUUGUCGACAAUGUGAAACCGCUGUCAAUGGCAGGCUCGACAUUGCACGAAGAUAGACCAGAACUGAGAGAUGUUCUAUUUUUGAGAGGCGACAUAGUGCGCAUGCUUUUGACCGUAGAUGGGCGUCUAAGUCUGGAGACAGCAACGGUGGGCUGGAGCUGUGUUUGUGUGUUUGUGAAAAUUUUCAACAAACUCCUCAACCGUAACUCACCACUCUGUCCCAGCAGCCUCAGCAUCGUCGAAACGUCCUUCUCCCAACUUCAAGAAAUUGUACAUAUCAUUGCGCGCUAUGCAGUAAUGGAGAACCUCUACCAACAAUCCAUCACCAGCGGAACCAGCACCACCCUUUCCCUCAAGCCAGAAUACCAGUCGUCGCUCCUUUCGCUCUGUUCAUCUAUCCUCGAAUGGUUCGCCGCUUCGUACGAUAUUGGCCACACUGUGGUUGAUGUCAGUAAUAGUGGUGUAGCUGGUGCUGUUGCGUCCGCUCUUCUGGAAGAAUUGGAUGAGAAGGUCGUGAAGUGUGGGGAGUUGAUGGGUGUCAUUCGGGAGAAGAAUAAGGGUUGUCAGAUCUUCAGAGUUGAGGUUGAUGUUAAUGAUGACGGUGGGAGUGAGGACGAGGGGGAAAACACGGAUGUGGAGGAUGUGAGUGAUGCGAGUUGGGAGGAGAUUGGCGAGGAUGAUAUCAAGGCAAAUGUUGAUGGUGAAUGACUCAGCGGGAUUGCGGGUAGGCGUUUGAUUUGCAUUGUGGGACUUUGAUAUGAUGGGAUGACUAUUAUUUCGGUGUUUGUAGAUUGCAUUAUUGAUUUCGUUUUGAUCAAUUUAUGGUAUUUCUUCUAUCCUCGUCGGAACCAUCAGCGCACAAACUGAUUUGACUUCCGGGCCGUUCCUUUACUACUUCCUGAAUGUACCAACGCAACAACGAAGGUGUUGAGCUACAUGAGACUUCGUUACGUACGAUAUUAUCUACUUAUUCCUUCCACAUAGCGUGAGUUAGUACGACUUCGAUGUAUCAGAUCAGUUGAAAUCAUUGGGUACUUAGAGCAACCACGGCUGUCACCUCACAUCUUUUCUCGUCUGAAUUCUACACAUCGAUACUGCCAGGUGAAUGUCUGUUGUCUUGUACUCUUUCCAUCACCGCUACUAGCUUGUGCUUGUCAAUGCUCU
Cadophora gregata is the source of this 6189-nucleotide messenger RNA. RefSeq lists its product as uncharacterized. The record is from RefSeq and is a predicted model, not a curated record. The transcript is spliced from 4 exons. The coding region runs from base 391 to 5733 and encodes 1780 amino acids. Gene Ontology annotation, molecular function: DNA-binding transcription factor activity; DNA binding. Gene Ontology annotation, biological process: regulation of DNA-templated transcription; transcription by RNA polymerase II. Lineage: Eukaryota; Fungi; Ascomycota; Leotiomycetes; Helotiales; Ploettnerulaceae.